AUGAGAGAUAAAAAGUUUAAUGAAGAAAGCGAAUAUGAUGAUUCGCCCGAGGAAGAUGAAGACAAUGAUGAUGAAGAAACAAACAUGCUGAAUGACGAAGAAGAGUUUAAUGAAGAUAAUGAAUAUGUUGAUUCGCCCGAGGAAGAUAAAGACAAUGAUAAUGAAGAGACAAGCAUGCUGAAUGACGAAGAAGAUCCAAGCGACGCGAAAAGGUCUCGUAUUUUUAACCCCAAAUGUGGGCUUAAAAUAUAUAACCGCAACAGUCAGCGGUGCUGUGUAGGAAAAGUCAUCUACAACCCUUUACAACACACAUGCUGUGGCGGACGCAUCGUACCAAAGACACUUGCCUCAACCUUGUGUUUGAAACGUUCUCGUUGCGGUCAGUCCUUCUACAGUCGUAAAAGCCAAAAGUGUUGCUACAAUCAACUAAUUCCAGUGGGCGUCAAGUGUUCCAGGUUGCGCUGUGCAAACAUCCAUUAUAUUUCCCACCACCAACAAUGUUGCAACGGCCGUGUAAUUCCCAAGACUUCCCAGUGUAUACCAGUGACGAAGCGAUGUGGUAGGCUAUCUUAUGAUCCACAGGGUCAGAAAUGUUGCCGUGGUCAAAUACUUCCAAUCAAAGUUCCCUGCUCUAGUCGGCGUUGUAAAAACGUCGUCUACGUUUCUCACACUCACCAAUGCUGUAACGGUCGAAUCAUUCCCAAGAGUGUUCCAUGCAAUCCAUCUCCAGCAACAGCCCAAUGUGGUGGCUUUUUCUUCAGCCGGCAGACCCACAGAUGUUGCUUUGGUCAAAUAGUGUCUCUCCAAGUGCCGUGUACCAGACUGCCUUGUGGGCAAGCUUACUAUGUCCCUCAAACCCAACGAUGCUGCCAUUCUCGCGUCAUUCCCAGAGCAGUACCUUGCCCUCAAUUUCCUUCUCCGUUCCAAUGCGGUGCAUUCUCGUAUAAUCCACAGACCCACAGAUGUUGCUUCGGUCAAAUAGUAUCCCUCCAAGUUGGUUGUUCCAGACUGGCAUGUGGACAAGUGUUCUACGUUCCUCAUACCCAGCAGUGCUGCAGUGGUCGAGUUAUUCCCAAAAGUGUUCCAUGCCACCCAUUCCUGACACCUGCCUUGUGUGGUGGUUAUCAAUUCAAUCUGCAAACCCACAGAUGUUGCUUCAAUCAAAUAGUUGCUAUCAACGUCCGUUGUACCAAACUGCCUUGUGGGCAAGCCUACUAUGUACCCCAAACUCAUCAAUGUUGCAACCGCCGUGUCAUUCCUAGAGCUGUACCUUGUACCCCAUUCCCUACUCCGUUCCGAUGUGGUGCCUUUUCCUACAAUUCACAGACCCAUAGAUGUUGCUUUGGCCAAAUAGUUUCCCUCCAAGCUCGUUGUACUAGACUGCAUUGUGGGCAAGGCUAUUACGUUCCUCAAACUCAACAAUGCUGCAAUUCUCAAGUCAUUCCUCAGUCGAUACCCUGCAUUCCAUCUCCGAAGCCCUUCCAAUGCGGUGGCUUAUCCUACAAUCCACAGUCCCAAAGAUGCUGCUUCAACCAAGUUGUACCCCUCCAAACUCCCUGUACCAGACUGCCUUGUGGACAAGGCUUCUACGUUCCUCAUGCCCAACAAUGCUGCAACAAUCGAGUCCUUCCCAGAACCGUUCCUUGUACUCCAUUUCCGACGCCGCUCCAAUGUGGUGCCUUUUCUUAUAAUUCACAGACGCACAGAUGCUGCUUUGGCCAGAUAAUAUCUAUCAACGUGCCGUGUAUCAGACUGCUUUGUGGACGAGGCUAUUAUGUUCCUCAAACCCAAAAAUGUUGCCAUUCUCGUGUCAUUCCAAGAGCUGUACCUUGCACUUCAUUUCCCACUCCGUUCCGAUGCAGUACCUUCUCUUAUAAUCCACAGACCCACAGAUGUUGCUUCGGUCAAAUAGUACCCCUCCAAGUUGGUUGUUCUAGACUGCCAUGUGGACAAGUGUUCUACGUUCCUCAUACCCAACAAUGCUGCAAUGCCCGAGUCAUUCCCAAGAGUGUUCCGUGCCAUCCAUUUCCAAUACCAACCUUGUGUGGUGGCUAUCAUUACAAUCUGCAAACCCACAGAUGCUGCUUUAACCAAAUAGUUGCUAUCAACGUCCGUUGUACCAAACUGCCUUGUGGGCAAGCCUACUAUGUACCCCAAACUCAACAAUGUUGCAACCGCCGUGUCAUUCCUAGAGCUGUACCUUGUACUCCAUUCCCUACUCCGUUCCGAUGUGGUGCAUUUUCCUAUAAUCCACAGACCCAUAGAUGUUGCUUUGGCCAAAUAGUUUCCCUCCAAGCUCGUUGUACUAGACUGCAUUGUGGGCAAGGCUAUUACGUUCCUCAAACUCAACAAUGCUGCAAUUCUCGAGUCAUUCCUCGGACGAUACCCUGCAUUCGACCACCGACGCCCUUCCAAUGCGGUGGCUUAUCCUAUAAUUCACAGACCCACAGAUGCUGCUACAAUCAAGUUGUACCUCUCCAAUCUCCUUGUACCAGACUGCCUUGUGGACAAGCCUUCUACGUUCCUCAUACCCAACAAUGCUGCAACAAUCGGGUACUUCCAAGAGGCGUACCUUGCACUCCAUUUCCGACGCCGCUCCAGUGUGGUGCCUUUUCAUAUAAUCCACAGUCCCAUAGGUGCUGCUUUGGCCACAUAGUGUCCAUCCAAGUUCUUUGUACCAGACUGCCUUGUGGACAAGCCUAUUACGUUCCUCAAACACAACAAUGCUGCAACUCUCGAGUCAUUCCUAAAACGGUACCUUGCAUUCCAUUCCCGACAAAGUUCCGAUGUGGUGGCUUUUCGUAUAAUCCACGGACCCACCGUUGUUGCAUGGGUCAAAUAGUAUCCAUCCAAGUCCAUUGUACCAAACUCCCUUGUGGACAAGCCUAUUACGUACCUCACACUCAACAGUGCUGCAACUCUCGAGUCAUUCCCAAAGUGGUGCCUUGUCAACCUAAUCCCAACCCUCUGGCUUGUGGCAAUACCAUCAUCAAUCCUUCUGUCCAGCAGUGUUGUCAUGGUACCACUGUGGCGCCUUUGAGGUCAACUUGCGUGAAGUGUGGCACUUCAUAUUUCAUUCCCUUUGGGUAUCGAUGCUGCAACAGCCGAAUUCGUCCUUCGUCCUUCCACUGUCCUGUGCCUCUUCCCUUGCGAUAGAGAAGGGAUCCUGAACCCUAUUAACUUAGAAUUUUUGCCAAAUAAUUAAGUUUGAAAAAGUUUUAGGAUAAGAACGAAAAGACAAGCAGAAAAUCAUUGUAUAAGUAAAUAUUAAUUGCCUUUGAUACAAACGCUUGGGUGAAUUGCUGACUUGUUACUGAUCUGGAUCAUAUGAGUUAUGUAAAGUAAACAGAUGCAAUCUCUGUGACAUUUCUGAAUUAGAAAGUAAACAUGAACUAUAAUUCAAGCUCAUAAGACUCUCACAAAGCAAGCUGAGAAAGGUUUUAAUCAAUAUUCAGAUUAUCACAAAUGAAGUAUCACUGGCACAAAACUAGAGUAACAAAAACAAUUAAGUUUAGCUGUAGUUCUCCACGUCCGAAGGAAUCUUUUCGGUUGUAGAUGUUCACGUUGAAAGUAGCUCUUUCUUUAAGGGAACAUGUGUUUACGCUGUAUCUUAUCCGAUGGGCAAUGCUUUUGGAGGGCUGAAAAAAGCGCGAAAACUAAUACAGAAUUUAAUCAUUGUCACUUUAGGAAAAUCAUGAAUGUAACUGUCAUCAGUAAGAAGUAAUACUAUUUCUUUAUGUAGACAAGAUACUAUGAUCUAGAUCGAAGUCUCUUGCUGGAAGUUAUUAGACUUUGCAGUCGACUACAUCUUCUGUUGGUGAAGUAAGUGAGAUGAUUAAUAAAGAAUUUUUCUGGAACAA
Messenger RNA from Orbicella faveolata, 3860 nucleotides. RefSeq lists its product as uncharacterized. Lineage: Eukaryota; Metazoa; Cnidaria; Anthozoa; Scleractinia; Merulinidae. The record is from RefSeq and is a predicted model, not a curated record.